Messenger RNA from Spodoptera littoralis (African cotton leafworm), 2718 nucleotides. The record is from the annotation of a GenBank genome assembly. Lineage: Eukaryota; Metazoa; Arthropoda; Insecta; Lepidoptera; Noctuidae.
AUGUCAGGGGACGUGCAGCCAAGGAAACGUAAAGAUAAAAAGAGGAAGAAAGAUGAGCUAGGUGUAGAUGAAGGCCCUCGUGGCACGGCCGCAGCGCUUGGUGAAGGCGACGUGUUUAUGCAUUCUCCCAAUGACCAUGGCACUGGAGGACACUGGUGUGCCAAGAUCAUAUUCUUUUCAUUGCUCGCUGUACUUGUAACUCUAAUUGGACUGAUCAUACUGGAGAACAGAGGUCUUUCGGAAUUAGAAGCAAAUUCAGUAGAGUCUCGAUAUUCAGGAGUUCUCGAAGGUUGGUUGGAGGAUGCACCUGAUGAUGAUCACCAUGACGAACAUACUCUGGAACUGAAACAUCAUGAUGAUGAUGAUGAUGAAGAUCAUGAUGAUCAAAGUCAAGAACUAGAUCAUGAUGAUGAAGAUGAGGACCAUGAUGAUGAAGAUGAGGACCAUGAUGAUGAAGAUGAGGACCAUGAUGACGAUGACGAAGAAGGCGAAGAUCAUGAUGAUGAAGCCGAGGAUCAUGGUGAUGAUGAAGCUGAUGAUCAUGAUAAUGACGAAGGCGACGAUGAUAAUACACAUGAAGAUGACGACGACGAUGAACAAAAAGUUGCAGAAAGCGAUGAAGAUGGUGAUGAUCACGAUGUAGACGAUCAUGAUGCUGAUAGUGACGAUGAUGGCGAAAACGAAGGUGAUGACCAUUCCGCUGACGACGACGACGACGAUGACGAUGAUGAUGAUAAUGAUGAUCAACAAGACCAAGACAGUGCUGAACAGGAUUCAAAUAAAUCUAUUGAGGAUGACGAUGAUGUUAAGGAAAAUAUUGAAGAAAGUAGUGAAGAUAAUGAUAAUGACGACCUACAGAAAGUAGAUGAAAACGAAACGGCAGAAGAUAAUGAUGAUGAUGAUGACCAAAAUGAUGAUAGAAAUGAUAGUUUAGAGAACAAUGAUGCUGAUGGUGAUGAUGAAAGCAAUGAAAAUGAACAAGAUGACAAAGAAUCACGUGAAAACGAGGAUGAAGAAGAACACGAGGAGGAAGAAGACGAUUCAGGAGUUGAAGUAGAGAGGCUAGAGAAAGAAGUUUCUGAUGAAGAUGCUUUGUCUGAAGAAUCACCUGCGGCUGACGCCGAAGACGAUAAUAAGGAUGAUGAAGCUUCGAAAGAAGUGGCUUCCGAAGAUGACGACGGAGCUGAUGACGAUGGUGACGAUGACGGUGUUUCUGAAGAUGAAGAGUUUUUAGAGGCAGCCGACAUUGAAGAGGAACUGCCUGUUGUAGAACAUAUCGUGGCGCCCAAAGGAAAACCUUUAGUUGAGGUUGAAGAAGAACCAUCAACUGCAAAGCCAGUAGACACGCUCGCAGAAGAAGAAGAAUAUGAGAAACAACAAGAAGAAUUGAGAAAGGAGCAGGAACAAGCUUCUCACAAGGAUGGUGGGAACAGUAUAGAAGAUGAUUGGCCAGGAGAGCCAAGCGACCAGUACUGGCGCCAGCAACUCGACCAAGCUGAAGAAGAAUUGCGCCAGGGCGAGUGGAGCGCGGCCAGUAAGCGCGCGGGCGCGACGCAGCUGGCCGGCAGUGCGCGCGCGCGCUGGCUGCUGGCGCGGGCCGCCGACGCCGAGGCCGAGGCGCGCCGCGACAACAGACUGCUCACGCGAGCCAUCACCGCCUACCUCGACCUGCUCAAGAUGAACGAACGCCUCACUGACCACAAGCUACUGCAGGUCGCUCAUCGAACACUUGACAGAAUCCGAUUCAGAGGCAAUUAUCUGAGUGCUGAACCUGUCUACAGGCUUCUUAUUCGCCGGUUUCCUGAUGUUCCUGGUUACUACAACAACUUAACAAUAUCCUUCCUUAUGGCUAACAGGGCUGAUCUUGCAGAACAAGUUUUAAAAGACACUCUUAAAAAGUGGCCUGAUGAUCGAGUAGCUUUAGCUCACCAUGGCUUCGUACUGAAAACUCGACAUAACCGCCUAGAAGAGGCUGUGGAGGCCUUUCAAAAAGCUUUACAGAACGACACGGGUCCCGCAACCGAAUCUCGAUUCUAUUACCAUCUAGGAGACUCACUUCUCUUAUUGGGCCGAUACGCAGAAGCCCAUGAAGUCCAUAAACGAGGAGCUGCUAUGGGACACUUUUUGUCUCCUUCACAACGUUCACUAUAUAACGUUAAUCGUCUAAUAAGCCGUCCAUGGUGGAAUAUAGAGCAGACUCCUUAUACAAAACUGGCUCGCGCUCUUGAAAGAUCAUGGAAAGAAAUUUUGAAGGAGGGAGAAGCAGCUAAAGCUUUGUAUGAAAAAGAGAAGGAGGGUUUAAAGGAGCGAGGCGAAUGGUCGCAAUUAGACUUGUUUGUUAGAGGCCAAGAAAUUCCCAAUAGGUGUAAACGUGCGCCAGUCACGUGUUCGAUCGUACGCUCAGAAGUCGCUGCGUCGGGCUGUCGCCGUGGGCAGGUCAAGUUUAGUGCUAUGGAGGCGGGCACCCACGUGCGACCUCACGUCGGGCCUACUAACUGCCGGUUAAGAAUGCACUUAGGUCUCAGUAAUACCAAAGAUACUUACAUUAGAGUGGAUAAAGAAACGAGACAGUGGCAAGUAGGAAAGACGUUCAUGUUUGAUGAUAGUUUCGAGCAUGAGGUGUGGCACAAUGGCACGGGGACCCGUUUGGUUCUAAUCGUGGACGUGUGGCAUCCUGACCUUACGCCUGCCGAGCGACGCUCCCUGCCGCCCAUUUAG